CAGUUUGGCGAGUCGACCGGCAUCUGCAUCAUCACGUUAUUGGGCCGCAUGACAGACGUGCGCCUAUCACAGCAUACAGGAAAAUAAAAACAGCCUGGAUUAUAUAGAAGUUAUUUAUUUAAGAAAGUCACAGUGGACGUAAAAACAUGCCGAAGAAACAGAAAGAGGAAGCGGAGUGGGUGGACGAUGGUGACACUCCGGCAGCAGAAAAAACAGUGAAAAAGGGGAAGAAAAACAAAAAGGAGAAAAAGAGUUUCUUCGAGGAACUUGCGACCGACAGCAAACCUGAGAAGGUGGAUGAGACGACGCUUAAAGAUACUCCAGCAAAACAGCCCCAGAAAAAGAAGAAAGACCGGCGGAAAGACAAAAGGAUGGAUGCAGAUGAGGAGGAUGAGGAUGUCAUGCUGACACUGAAGAAGCUGUCGGUCCAAGCCAGUGAUGAGGAAGAGGAGCCAGUUGUCCCCUCGGCUAAAGGAAACAAGAAGAAGGGUGGAAACAUUUUUGCUGCUCUCAGCCAGGGUCAGAGUGAUGAGGAUGAGGAAGAGGAAGAGGAUGAAGAAGACAAGCCUGUAAAAAAGGAGGUGGAGAAAGGCAAUAAAAAAGAGAAAUCCAAAUCCAGGAAGGUGAAGGGAGCGUCCGAUGAAGAGGAGGAGGAGGCAGACAUGGAUGACCCUGAAGAGAAACCUGCGAUGAAGACCAAGAAGCCUGAGGCCAAGUCCAAGAAAGGAAAACCAGCCCAGCGCCCACACAGCGUGGACGAUGAUGAAGAGGAGGCUGAAGGUGACAUGAUGAUGAGUGCUGAAGAUGUCAUCGCAGAGCAGGCCAAAGAGAAGGAGGACCCGUACGCCAACCUCAGCAAGAAGGAGAAGAAGAAAGAAAAGAAAAAGAAGGAGUACGAGCGUCAGGUGGCCAGCGUCCGGGCCCAGAGCGCUCUGGAGGGAGAUUUUUCCGUGUCUCAGGCUGAGAUGUCGUCCAGACAGGCCAUGCUGGAGAACGCCUCCGAUAUUAAGUUGGAGAGGUUCAGCAUUUCUGCUCACGGCAAAGAGCUGUUUGUCAACGCCGACCUGCUGAUCGUUGCAGGGAGAAGAUACGGUUUGGUUGGACCAAAUGGUAAAGGAAAGACCACGUUACUGAAGCACAUCGCUAACAGAGCUCUGAGUAUUCCCCCCAACAUCGAUGUGCUGCUGUGUGAACAGGAGGUGGUGGCUGACGACACUCCGGCGGUGCAGGCGGUGCUGAAGGCCGACACGCGCCGGCUGAAGCUGCUGGAGGAGGAGAAGCAGCUGCAGGCUCGCUUGGAGAGGGGAGAGGACAGCGUGGCCGAGAGGCUGGAGAAGGUCUAUGAAGAGCUGAGGGCCAUUGGAGCUGCAGCAGCUGAAGCUAAGGCCAGGAGGAUCCUGGCUGGUCUGUCUUUCACCCCUGAGAUGCAGAACAGACCCACCAAAAGGUUCUCUGGAGGAUGGAGAAUGAGAGUUUCUCUGGCCAGAGCCCUGUUCAUGGAGCCCACUCUGCUGAUGCUGGACGAGCCCACUAACCACCUGGACCUGAACGCCGUCAUCUGGCUCAACAACUACCUUCAGGGCUGGAAGAAGACUCUCCUCAUAGUGUCCCAUGACCAGAGCUUCCUUGAUGAUGUGUGUACAGAUAUCAUCCACCUGGACAACCAGAAACUCUACUACUACAGAGGAAACUACCUAACCUUCAAAAAGAUGUACGUGCAGAAGCAAAAGGAGCUUCAGAAACAGUAUGAUAAGCAGGAGAAGAAGCUCAAAGACCUGAAGGCUGGUGGCAAGUCCACCAAACAGGCUGAAAAGCAGACCAAGGAGGCUCUGACCCGGAAGCAGCAGAAAGGAAAGAAGAAGGGAGGUCAGGAGGAGGAGAGCCACGAGGCCCCCGAGCUGCUGAAGAGGCCCAAGGAGUACACCGUCAAGUUCACCUUUCCCAACCCACCUCCUCUGUCUCCGCCCAUACUGGGACUGCACAGUGUUGACUUUGGCUACGACGGUCCGAAGCCUCUCUUCAGAAAUGUGGACUUUGGUAUUGACAUGGAAUCCAGGAUUUGUAUAGUUGGUCCUAACGGUGUUGGGAAGAGUACGCUGCUGCUGCUGCUGACGGGGAAGUUAACUCCUGUUAAAGGAGAGAUGAGGAAGAAUCAUCGCCUGAAAGUGGGCUUCUUCAACCAGCAGUAUGCUGACCAGCUGAACAUGGAGGAGACGGCGACAGAAUACCUGAUGAGGAACUUCAACCUUCCCUACCAGGACGGCAGGAAGUGUCUGGGACGCUUCGGCCUGGAGAGCCACGCCCACACCAUCCAGAUCUCCAAACUGUCAGGAGGUCAGAAGGCCAGGGUGGUGUUUGCAGAGUUGGCCUGCCGUCAGCCAGACGUACUGAUUUUGGAUGAGCCCACCAACAACCUGGACAUUGAGUCAAUAGAUGCUUUAUCAGAAGCCAUCAAUGAGUACAAAGGAGCUGUGAUCAUCGUGAGCCACGACGCUCGCCUCAUCACGGAGACUCAGUGCCAGCUGUGGGUGGUGGAGGACUACAGCAUCAACCAGAUCGACGGAGACUUCGAUGACUACAAGCGGGAGGUGCUGGAAGCUCUGGGAGAGACCAUGGUCAACAAGGUCAACCCCUGAUGCGACUAGAUCCCGUCUGGAUCCUGCUCUCCUCAUGGACUCAAAUCAAAUCCAUCCACUCCGGUCCUUUUGGACCCGGCUGUUAAAUCAUUUAUGACUUUAUUUCCAGGAAUAACCUGCAAAGCUCAAUAAAAGGUGUUUUCCUCAUA
Melanotaenia boesemani (Boeseman's rainbowfish) is the source of this 2785-nucleotide messenger RNA. It is a transcript of the gene abcf1, whose product is annotated as ATP-binding cassette, sub-family F (GCN20), member 1. Bases 147 to 2636 code for a protein of 829 amino acids. Lineage: Eukaryota; Metazoa; Chordata; Actinopteri; Atheriniformes; Melanotaeniidae. The transcript has 26 exons. The record is from RefSeq and is a predicted model, not a curated record. Gene Ontology annotation, molecular function: ATP hydrolysis activity; ATP binding.